AUGUUGCACGAACUGUUACUGUCACUCUUAGGCUACACUGGAGAUCUCAUAAUCGAUGAGAGAGAACACCAAAAUUCUCUCGGGAUUCCCAUCUCCGACGACCACCGAUCCUUCAAGCUCGCUCCUGAUAUCUCAUUCAUCCAACCCAGCGACAGGGAUCUUAUUGAGAGGAUAAUCAGUCUAGGGUUUUAUUAUAGAGAGCUCGAUCGAUUUGCGACAAAGUCUCGGAAUCUGAGUUGGAUUAGGUCUGCAAAUCCUAAUAAUGAAUUGUCGAACAAGAAAAUACAAGAGAAACCGAGUGUAUAUCGCAGAGCAAUUGCUAAUGGCAUUGUUGAGAUACUUUCGGUUUACAGGUCUGCUGUUCUCCACAUUGAACAGAAGUUGCUGUCGGAGACCAUGCCUAUCUUGGCUACUAUUACACAAGGCCUUAAUAAGUUUUUUGUUCUCCUGCCACCGCUAUAUGAGCUGGUUGUUGAGAUUGGGCGUGAUGAUAUUCGCGGAGGACAACUCCUGAACCUUUUACACAAAAGAUGUCACUGUGGGGUUCCUGAAUUGCAAUCAUGCAUUCAGAGGCUUCUUUGGCAUGCGCAUCAGGUCAUGUAUAACCAACUUGCUUCCUGGAUGGUUUAUGGGAUUCUUCAAGAUCAGCAUGGCGAAUUUUUCAUCAGAAGGCAGGAAGAUAGGGAUGUAGAGUACGGCUCACCUAAUCCAGAUGUGUCAGAAAAAUUGGCACGCUUGUCAACUGAUGAUACAUCUUUAACAGAUUGGCACUUGGGGUUUCAUAUGUUUUUGGAUAUGCUGCCUGAGUAUGUCCAUAUGCGUGUUGCUGAAUCAAUUCUUUUCGCUGGAAAGGCCAUUAGGGUUCUCCGGAAUCCAAGCCCAGCAUUUCGGUUUAAGGAUCCUGUAUUUAAUCAGCAGGUAUCAAAAGUUGCUCAAAAAAAUCAAGGAUCAACAGGACGCUUCCCCUUUAAAGAGUCUUUUGAAGAUACAGACUUGAUUGGAGAAGAAUUACUUCCACAGUCUGAAGCUGAUAAGAUUGAAAAUAUGCUUCGAGACCUAAAGGAAUCAUCUGAAUUUCACAAAAGAUCAUUUGAAUGUGCUGUUGACUCUAUUCGUGCUAUUGCUGCUAGUCAUCUUUGGCAGCUUGUGGUUGUGCGUGCUGACUUGAAUGGCCAUCUGAAGGCACUUAAAGACUAUUUUCUUUUAGCGAAAGGAGAUUUUUUCCAGUGUUUUCUUGAGGAAAGUCGGCAAAUGAUGCGCUUGCCGCCUCGGCAAUCAACUGCAGAAGCUGAUCUCAUGGUCUCAUUUCAGCUGGCCGCAAUAAAGACAAUUGGCGAGGAGGAGAAAUACUUCUCCAGAGUAUCCCUGCGGAUGCCUUCUUUUGGAACCACGGUUAAAUCCUCCCAAGUAAAUUUACCCAAAACUAGGAGUACAGGUGCUUCAUUGUCAAAUGCUGCUUCAGAGAUUUCUUUGGAUGGAUGGGAUGGUAUUGCUCUGGAAUACUCUGUUGACUGGCCCCUACAGUUGUUCUUUACUCAAGAAGUGUUGUCUCAGUACCUUAGGGUCUUUCAGUAUUUGCUGCGGCUGAAACGAACACAAUUGGAAUUGGAGAAAUCAUGGGCUUCUGUAAUGCAUCAACAUCACACAGAUUUUGCCAAGCACCGCAAUGACCGUUUGAACAGCUCGGUGUCUCAGCAGCGACGUCAACGUUUUAGUCCAAUGUGGCGUGUUAGAGAGCAUAUGGCAUUCUUGAUCAGAAAUCUUCAUUUCUAUAUCCAGGUGGACGUAAUCGAAUCCCAAUGGAAUGUUUUGCAAGCUCAUAUUCGAGAUUCUCAUGACUUUACUGAACUUGUGGGCUUCCAUCAAGAGUAUUUAUCAGCUUUAAUUUCACAAUCUUUUUUGGACAUUGGUUCUGUAUCAAGGAUAUUAGACAGCAUAAUGAAACUUUGCCUGCAAUUCUGCUGGAGCAUUGAAAACCAAGAAAACAAUCCAAAUACAUCUGAACUGGAACAUAUAACAGAGAUUGUGGUUUGGUGCUUUUGCACGUCAAUGAUGGAUGUUUUGCAUUGCACUCCACUGACAUGCUUAUAUCUUAAGCAUUUGACCAAACACAAUCUACUCUGGAUUUCACUGGAAAGAGGAGUUGGCUGGUAUAUAGACAUGCCAUACGCCUAUAAUAAAUCUUUGAUUUUGUCUUUGGGUUCCACUGGAGAUUUGGAGUUGUGGGAAUUUGUUGUGUUGGUGGAAUUUAACAAGAAAUCAAAUUCGUUGUACACUAUAUUGCGCAGUAGUAGGCUAGCUGGGAGUCAGCGAGCUCCAUUUCUCAGGCGUUUUCUUUUGCGUUUAAACUUUAAUUUGUUCUUUGAGACUACUGCACAAGGUGUAAUGAAUAUUGUUAGACCAUCUCCAACACUUGCUGUUUUUAAUCAAAAAUAG
Molecule: messenger RNA, 2436 nt
Organism: Dovyalis caffra
Lineage: Eukaryota; Viridiplantae; Streptophyta; Magnoliopsida; Malpighiales; Salicaceae
Source: the annotation of a GenBank genome assembly